CAUUUUGCGAUUGCAUAACUCCUAGCAUAUUUAUUUACUGUGUUUUUGUAAAGUAGCCUAAUAAUAAAAGGUUAGGUUGGUUAGAUAAACAGGGCCCCCCCCCUUCUCCAGUAUCUGACAAAGCGGCAGUCAGCCUCCGGGCGGCAGGACUCACGCUCACCAGGUUGAUCCAGAGACUUCCAGCCGCUAUUGGUGCCUCCGAAUCUGUCAGGCCCUGCUGUUGACUACAGAGGAAUUUCCCCUCUGGAUCCGAGUUAAAACAUUUACGAUAAUGCCCACUAUAAAACUACAGAGCUCUGAUGGGGAAAUUUUCGAGGUGGAUGUUGAGAUAGCCAAACAGUCUGUCACAAUCAAGACCAUGUUAGAAGAUUUGGGAAUGGAUGAUGAAGGAGAUGAUGAUCCAGUUCCCCUCCCUAAUGUGAACGCUGCCAUCCUCAAGAAGGCCGCCAACUAUUUGGACAUCAAAGGUCUGUUAGAUGUCACCUGCAAGACGGUGGCCAACAUGAUUAAAGGCAAAACCCCAGAGGAGAUCAGGAAGACUUUUAACAUCAAAAAUGACUUCACAGAGGAGGAAGAAGCGCAGGUACGCAAAGAGAACCAGUGGUGUGAAGAGAAGUAAAGGGGAAGAUCCUGCCAACACUCCACACUGAAAAAGAAUGGUCUUUGUUAUCUGGUUGCACUGGCAUUGUUCAUACUUGUCAAUAUUUACAUUCAGUAUAUUAAGAGCCAUAGCCCCCCCCCCUUCCUCAAUUUCUGAAUACCAAUAGCAUGACCAUUUUAACUUUCCUGUGUGUUGUCAUUAAUUUAAACAAAAAAAGCUCUCUUCUGUUUCCACACACAUUCUCACAACAAAUAGUUCUGUUUCAUGGCUUUGUACCCUUAAAGAUUAGAAAAUGUUUCCCUAUUAAUCACUAAGGUUGUCUUUUUUUUACUGGACAUGUUAUGUUUUUCUUUUAGGGCAAUUGAUUAAAUAAAAUGGCUCUUUUGACAAUGGAGAUGAAAGAUUUCAUAUUUUAUUUUUUGCUCUGUGAAUGCAUCUGUUCUGUGUACCAUGUUCAGAGAGGAGGGGCUGUUUAAAGGAAAAGUGAAGUUUAGGGUGGAAAGCUUUUUGCGUAGUGUCCUUUGGACUUGAAAGUACUUGUGUUGUCACAAAGCUUUGGGUAACUUAUUCCUAAUUCAUGUUUUGAAUUGGAAACUUUUCUCAGAUACAGCUUAGAUGCUGGCUUUUGGAUUGAUUAAAAAUUUGAAGGAGUAAAUAAAACUCAUAAAAAGGG
Molecule: messenger RNA, 1274 nt
Organism: Etheostoma cragini (Arkansas darter)
Lineage: Eukaryota; Metazoa; Chordata; Actinopteri; Perciformes; Percidae
Gene: skp1
Product: S-phase kinase-associated protein 1
Exons: 5
Coding region: 272-619 (115 amino acids)
Biological process (GO): SCF-dependent proteasomal ubiquitin-dependent protein catabolic process
Cellular component (GO): cytoplasm; nucleus
Molecular function (GO): cullin family protein binding
Source: RefSeq, a predicted model, not a curated record